AAAGUAAUAUUUUUAUGAUACACAUGGUAGAUUUAAAUGGUUAUGUACCUCUCAAUUCACAAUGUGAAUAAUGCUGACAGUAAUUGAGCUUGUGUGGGUCCACUUCAUUGUGAGGUGUAAAAAUGCAGUCGUGGGCCGUUGAGUGUACUUUGACUAUGAACAUUGACCAGCUCAAGUCAAAGUUGCAAAAGAGGACGAAGACCAAUUACCAUUCCAAAUUCUUGAGGGCGGCCCAUGAUCUUGUCACAACUCAUAUACGACACCAGCUCUUGGAAAAGUCAUAAACAUCAAGCACAAUUUCCGAUACACCAACAAAAAAUAAAAUCAAAAAAAUGAAUCAAAACUUAUUAUCCUCUCCAUGGAUAAACGGCCUGUUCAUCAUCAUCCUCGCUUUCUUUCUCUUAUCAAUGGACUUCGUUGGAGCUGUGGAUCCAUAUUACCAAAAUUGCAGGGUGCCCAGAACUUGUGGUGAUAACCAAACAAUGACAAUAAGCUUCCCGUUUUAUAUCCCAGACCAGCAAAAUUCCCACUGUGGGUACCCUGGGUUCGAGCUCUCUUGCAAUGACAAGAAAAUCCCAAUUCUUAAUCUCUCUAAUGACUCCUACAUUGUUCGCCAAAUCUCCUAUGAAAACCAGUCCUUCAUCGUCUCAAACACCGCACUUUCGCUUGAUGAUUUAAGACCGGCCGGAUCAUGUAUUCCUCCUCUACGAAAUUUAUCUCUUCCCAAUGAUCGAUUCCAGCUUCCCAAGCAAAGCCAAGCCUUUCUGAUCUACGAUUGCCACGCUCCUACAGUACUUCCUGAGUACCAAAUUGGCUGCUAUUCCCAAAAUGUAACCAAUUGGGUUUUGGGUGUCCCUGAGAAUGACUUAGAUCAAUUGGCCAACUUGUCUACCAAGUGUGGAAAAAAUAGUAGCGUGGUGCCGGUGAAAGAUUAUAGCACCACUGAGAGCGUGGGAAUAAGAGAGGCAUUGAGCAGAGGGUUCGAGCUCAAAUGGAGGGCAGACGACUGUAACCGUUGCAAGGCAAGUGGUGGGGUUUGUGGAUUCAACACCUCUGCUUACCUUUUCCGAUGCUACUGCCCAGAUAGGCCUCAUCAUGUGCGUUGCAUCUCCGUUGCAGGAAACGGAAACAAAAUUUUCAAAGCAACAAUAGCCACAACAGUUGCAGCAGGCGGGGCUCUAACUGUGAUACUGAUAUGCUGCAUAAGGAAAUUCAAAUAUAAUAAACCUUUAUGUUUCUGGAAGAAGCAGAAUCAAACGGAUCAAAAUAUCGAGGCCUUUCUAAGGAACUAUGGACCUGUACAAGUCAGAAGAUAUAGUUAUUCGGAUGUUAAGAAAAUGACCAACUCCUUCAAAGAAAAAUUAGGCCAAGGGGGCUACGGUGGUGUAUACAAAGGAAUAUUACAUGAUAACAGUCUUGUUGCAGUAAAGGUGUUGAAUGAUUCAAAAGGUAAUGGAGAAGAAUUUAUCAACGAGGUGGCAAGCAUUAGCAGAACUUCCCAUGUCAACAUUGUUUCUCUAUUAGGUUUCUGUUUUGAGGGUCGAAAAAGAGCUCUCAUCUAUCAGUUCAUGCCUAAUGGAUCUCUUGAGAAAUUUAUCUUCAACAGUAAUCAUUCUUUGGCAUGGGAUACACUCUUUCAAAUUUCGCUUGGCAUUGCUCGAGGGCUUGAAUAUUUACAUCGUGGUUGUAAUACCCGAAUUCUGCAUUUCGACAUAAAGCCACAUAAUAUUCUUCUCGAUGAACAUCUCUCACCAAAAAUCUCCGAUUUUGGUCUUGCUAGAGUAUGUACCAGAAGGGAGAGUAUCAUAUCAAUGCUAGAUGCAAGAGGGACUAUUGGAUACAUUGCUCCAGAAGUAUUUUGUAGAGGAUUUGGAGGGGUUUCACACAAGUCUGAUGUGUAUAGCUAUGGAAUGCUGGUUUUGGAAAUGGUUGGAGGGAGAAAGAAUGUGAAUGUUGGUGUUGAUGAUACUAGUGAAAUAUAUUUUCCACACUGGAUUUACAAGCGUCUUGAACUAGAUGAAGAACUUAGAUUGAAGAGAAUUAUGAACGAAGUAGAAAAAAUUGAAGUGAAGAAGAUGAUAAUAGUAGGUUUAUGGUGUACGCAAAUUGAUUCUUCAAAUAGACCAGCAAUGAGUAGAGUCAUAGAAAUGUUGGAAGGAAGUCUUGAUUCCUUGCAAUUGCCACCCAAGCCGAUCUUGUCUUCUCCUUCAUAUUCAAAUUUUCCACCUGAUUCUUCCAGUAUGAUUGUAUGAAUGCAAACUUAUUAGCAUGUCUCUGCUACAUGAUAUGAACUUUUUGAUGUUCCUGACUACAUGAGAACAAUCUGAUCUUACAAAAUAAUAAUGUCAAUUGCCGUAGAAGCUAAAUUUUUCAAUA
Messenger RNA from Ziziphus jujuba (common jujube), 2376 nucleotides. Its product is annotated as LEAF RUST 10 DISEASE-RESISTANCE LOCUS RECEPTOR-LIKE PROTEIN KINASE-like 2.1. The record is from RefSeq and is a predicted model, not a curated record. The coding region runs from base 333 to 2252 and encodes 639 amino acids. Gene Ontology annotation, biological process: protein phosphorylation. Gene Ontology annotation, molecular function: polysaccharide binding; ATP binding; protein kinase activity. Lineage: Eukaryota; Viridiplantae; Streptophyta; Magnoliopsida; Rosales; Rhamnaceae. The transcript has 3 exons.